Molecule: messenger RNA, 1243 nt
Organism: Athene cunicularia (burrowing owl)
Lineage: Eukaryota; Metazoa; Chordata; Aves; Strigiformes; Strigidae
Gene: RAB8A
Product: RAB8A, member RAS oncogene family
Exons: 7
Biological process (GO): neurotransmitter receptor transport to postsynaptic membrane; Golgi vesicle fusion to target membrane; protein secretion
Cellular component (GO): trans-Golgi network transport vesicle; plasma membrane; synaptic vesicle
Molecular function (GO): GTPase activity; GTP binding
Source: RefSeq, a predicted model, not a curated record
GUUGGCCGGCUGAGGGCGGGGCGGGUGCUCUGCUCGUGCUCCUCUGAGCAGCGAAACUGGAGGGAAAAGUGUGACUUGGGACUUCGGCAGAAACUCGGAGUAACCUGGUUGCUUCUUUUUCCAGGUAUUGAUUUUAAAAUUAGAACUAUAGAGCUAGAUGGCAAGAGAAUUAAACUGCAGAUCUGGGACACCGCGGGGCAGGAGCGAUUCCGAACCAUCACAACCGCCUACUACAGGGGAGCCAUGGGCAUUAUGUUGGUCUAUGACAUCACCAAUGAAAAAUCUUUCGAAAAUAUUCGGAACUGGGUCAGGAAUAUUGAAGAGCACGCCUCUCCGGAUGUUGAAAAAAUGAUCCUUGGGAACAAGUGUGAUGCAAAUGACAAACGGCAAGUUUCUAGAGAGCAAGGGGAGAAGCUUGCUGCAAGUUUUGGAAUUAAAUUUAUGGAGACCAGUGCAAAAGCAAAUAUAAACAUAGAGAAUGCAUUUUUCACUCUUGCAAGAGAUAUCAAAGCAAAAAUGGACAAGAAGUUGGAAGGCAAUAGCCCGCAAGGCAGCAACCAGGGAGUCAAAAUCACACCAGACCAGCAAAAGAAAAGCAGCUUUUUCCGAUGUGUUCUUCUGUGAGGGACACGGCCUUAAUCUGAGCAUCUGCUCAACUGAACUGGACUGUGCCUGUUCUGAGUGAGAUUUCCUCUGUCUGUGGACUGAGCAUUUUCAACAUACCUUGUCACUUUGUGACCAUCUGAAUAAGAAAGCGUUUAUUUUAGAAUUGUCGGACUCUUCAAUUUUGGAGACGAAACAAGUUUAUUUUUGUCAGAUUGCCACUGGGCACGUGCGUUGUUUAGCAGAGGGAGUACAGAUCAGAUGUGACCUGUGACAGAGCACCUUUGCUGACAGGCUUCGAUCUUUUUGUUCAUAUCCGUAAUGUAUCCAAAUUAGAAAGAUUAAGUUAUGAUCCAAAUAAGAAACUGAAAUGCCAAUAUUAAUAAAGUACAGGUAUGUGUACAUGUUACAUGUGCAUAUCCAUGUCUGUAGAUGCAAACAGGACAUCAGAUAAAUGCACUUAGGUAGGCAGUACAGGCUUGUACCUUUUCAGAAGGUAGAAGGACGCUUUCUGCAUCUCCACCUCUUUGCUACCAUGAGAAAAUCCUCUAUCUGCCUGUAGUUGUGUUGUUCUAGACAAUCCACAAGUACAAUUGAAGUUUAAAAAAAAAAAAUCCUCCUCAAAGGAAUCUCUAUUUUU